Spinacia oleracea (spinach) is the source of this 1313-nucleotide messenger RNA. Its product is annotated as 26S proteasome non-ATPase regulatory subunit 14 homolog. The record is from RefSeq and is a predicted model, not a curated record. The coding region runs from base 184 to 1113 and encodes 309 amino acids. Gene Ontology annotation, molecular function: metallopeptidase activity; protein binding. Lineage: Eukaryota; Viridiplantae; Streptophyta; Magnoliopsida; Caryophyllales; Amaranthaceae. The transcript has 6 exons.
UUGUUACAGUCACAACAAGGUCGGAGGAGAGCAAAACAUCCACACACAUAAUUGAACCGCAACCUGCAGGCAGCAAGGCAAAUCCCGUUAGAUCUUUAACCAUAGUUAACACUUCUCUUCUUCUCCAAGCCAUUCCCAUUUUCCAUUUUCCAUUAACGACAAAAGCAAGCAAGACAAAGAAAGAUGGACAGACUUACUAGAAUGUUCGCCGGUGCCGGAGGAGCGUUGGGCCACCCGCCGCCCGAUUCCCCCACCCUCGACACCUCCGAGCAAGUAUAUAUCUCUUCCUUGGCUCUCCUCAAGAUGCUCAAACAUGGAAGAGCUGGUGUUCCCAUGGAAGUUAUGGGGUUGAUGUUGGGCGAAUUCGUCGAUGAGUAUACUGUUAGAGUUGUUGAUGUCUUUGCUAUGCCGCAAAGUGGUACUGGUGUUAGUGUUGAAGCUGUUGACCAUGUCUUCCAGACCAACAUGCUUGAUAUGCUUAAGCAAACUGGAAGGCCAGAGAUGGUUGUGGGAUGGUAUCACUCACAUCCUGGGUUUGGUUGCUGGCUUUCUGGUGUAGAUAUCAACACACAGCAGAGUUUUGAAGCUUUAAACCAAAGAGCUGUUGCUGUAGUGGUGGAUCCUAUACAAAGUGUAAAGGGAAAGGUUGUUAUUGAUGCCUUCCGUUUGAUAAACCCACAAACCAUGAUGCUUGGUCAAGAGCCUCGUCAGACAACAUCUAACCUUGGGCAUCUCAAUAAACCAUCAAUUCAGGCAUUGAUCCAUGGGUUGAACAGACAUUACUAUUCUAUAGCCAUCAACUACAGAAAGAACGAACUUGAGGAGAAGAUGUUGCUGAAUCUUCACAAAAAGAAAUGGACUAAUGGUUUGACACUAAAGAGAUUCGAUGAUCAUUCUAAAACCAACGAGCAGACUGUCCAGGAAAUGCUGAAUCUUGCAAUCAAAUAUAACAAAGCUGUCCAGGAAGAGGAUGAAUUGACUCCUGAGAAACUAGCAAUUGCAAACGUGGGAAGACAAGAUGCUAAGAAGCAUCUUGAAGAGCAUGUGUCCAACUUAAUGUCAUCCAAUAUAGUUCAGACAUUGGGUACAAUGUUAGACACUGUUGUGUUUUGACUUUUGAGGUGUUGUGCAUUUUAUAGAUUUGUAAUUUCUACUUGUGUAAUUUGAUCUCAUCUACUAGCUGCACAUUAUAAAUUUGGAUUCUCACAUUGUUGUACCGGUACGUGAUUUUCUCUGAUUAUUUCGAUAAUCCUUGUGAAUUUGGAUUCAAGACAUACACGUCUUUUUGAGCAAUCAUUUCUUGAUACUGUAAA